Molecule: messenger RNA, 1370 nt
Organism: Odontomachus brunneus
Lineage: Eukaryota; Metazoa; Arthropoda; Insecta; Hymenoptera; Formicidae
Product: transmembrane protein 179
Exons: 2
Coding region: 185-850 (221 amino acids)
Source: RefSeq, a predicted model, not a curated record
UGGUACUGCGCACACGUUCGCACCUUAUUUUGACAAGGGACACGAGUGAGUUGCGUCGGAGAUAACUGUCAAGGAGGAGGACCGAAACUCAUGGAUCAUAAUUAGUCACAAUCUCUCAUUAAUUGUAAUCUUUCGACUGUCGAUCGGAGCGCAAAGAAUUCUCGUUUGCUCAUACCGGUGAAACAUGGCACUGACGAAUAUUUUGUUGCUUAGUCAAAUAGCGGGCUACGUCGUAGCCCUCAUUCUGUCUCUCUGCAUCAUUGUGCCGAUGAGUCUGCAUCAAGAUGAGUUUAGAGGACACUGUCUUCUGUUCUCGACUGGAGUCUGGCAAGAAUCAGAUGGUCAAUUUGUUGUCAACUGGGCCUCGCAGGCAUACUGUAAUUAUACGAUAUUUGUUGGACUGGUGCUCCUCAUCACAUCAGCGGUACAGAUAUACAGAUUAUCCCUGCUCAUGUAUCGUCAUGAAGAUAGCUCGUUCCUCUCAGCGUUUAUCGACGUGGUCAGUUCCAUCGUUCUGACUACCAUCACUCUGAUAGCAGCAAUCAUUGUCACUUUGGGUUUCAUGACCUGGUGUCAAUGUAUGACAAAGAGGUUUCCGUCGUGCGAGCUGGCAGCCGGCAAUGACAUCGACAAGGCCGACGGCAUAGACACAUCCGGUUUUCACAUUGAGCUCGGUGCUGCUCAUUUUGGCAUCUGGAGCAGUCUGACCGUUUGGGUCGGUCUGUCGGUCUUUGCUGUCUUGAAACUGCUGAGGUAUCAUCAGCUGGAGAACAUGAAAGUUUCCAUGUACAGGGAGAGGCAGAGAUUGAUAGAAGCCACUACGAGUAAUCAGCAACAGGAGCUGAGUUAAAGUUCUGCAAUGGUUCUUGUCUCAAUCGAGUAACGCGCAUCGCUCAUCGCAGAAAAAUUGGAAAUCACGUUUGUUUCAUAAGCAUGUAUAUUUUGCGCAAAAAAUAACAUUCUGUAUAAGAUUGUUGGUUUUCAUGCGCACAUAAAUCAAAGCGGUCAUUCAUUUCAUACGCAUAAACAAUAUCCCUUGAAUGGAAGUCAAUUGAUUUUACGAAAUAGCCAUACAGCAUGGUUCUUCUUUUAUCGAGUGAUCAGUUUAUAUGUACAUAUUUUUUAGUAAACGUGAGAAAUUACAAGUAAAGUUCACUUAUAACGAUCGAUCCCAAUAUAAUUGUGUUUGUACAUCAAGUGUAUCAAAUUUUAUUGGUCACAGUGUGCCGACAUACUUUGCGGAAAUUCUAUCAUUAUCUGAUCGAUAGAACCUGGAUAGAACACUCUGUAUAAUCAACUUUCCAUAGACUCAAACAUUAUAAGAUUUGUAUAUACGUCGUAAUAAUAAUGUAUAUAUGUAUGUGUGUGUA